AUGCCUCAAUCCGAGGAAGCUGCCGCGUUUUUCUACGCGGUAUACAGCGCCGUUCAAGAGAUACCGCCAGGAAAAGUCACUACAUACGGCCACAUCGCCCAUCUCGUUGGAGAGCCCCAGAGGCCUCGUCAGGUCGGAGUGUGCCUCAAGCAUCUUUCAGAAGACGACAACGCCGUGCAUAAUCACAACAACGUCCCUUGGCAGCGGGUUAUCAAUGCCAAGGGUAUUAUCUCUCCAAGAUCUGCACCAUCAGGUUCUCAGAAUCAGGCUGCCGCACUGAGGGCGGAGGGUGUGACGGUCACAACUGGGGCUCUGGGUGAGCUAAUGGUCGACUUUAAAGAGUAUGGCUGGUUCCCGGAUAUGCUGCCGUCUGAGCAAGAAGAAGAGGCAGCGUGA
Messenger RNA from Pyricularia grisea, 396 nucleotides. RefSeq lists its product as uncharacterized. Gene Ontology annotation, biological process: DNA repair. The transcript is spliced from 3 exons. The coding region runs from base 1 to 396 and encodes 131 amino acids. The record is from RefSeq and is a predicted model, not a curated record. Gene Ontology annotation, molecular function: catalytic activity. NCBI's taxonomy places the organism in Eukaryota, Fungi, Ascomycota, Sordariomycetes, Magnaporthales, Pyriculariaceae.